UAUAAUAGCUCAAAUGGAUGGUAAAUCAAAAGAUUCCAGAAGCACUUCGCGUGCUGCCAGGCCGAGUAGGUUAUCAAAACGUAAACGUGCUCCAAGUAGCAAGGCAGAAGUUUCUUCAGAUUCUGAGUAUCGUUCAGUCCCUUCUUUCUUAUUGAAAACUUACGAAAUCGUCGAAAGCAAGAGAUUUGAUGAUACCGUGUCAUGGAGUAAGGCAGGAGACGCUUUUGUUAUUUUCAAAACCAAUGAUUUCUGUGAAAGGAUCUUACCAAUGUACUUUAAGCACAAAAAUCUUUCUUCCUUUGUCAGACAGUUGAAUAUGUACGGAUUUCAUAAGACCAAAUAUAAGAAUAAUGAACAGUGCUUUACUCAUCAUCUAUUCCAAAAAGCAGAUAAAUCUUUACUCAGGAUGAUGAAAAGGAAGUCAAGGGAUGCAGUCUCCAGAACCAAGCAAGAAGAGCCACAAAUGGUUGAAACUGAUCCUACAGGAAUUGAUCUGAAUGGGAAAAUAACUGAGCUAGAGAAGACAAUAAAACUACAACAAGAACAAAUUGCACAGCUCUUUGAUGCUAAUAGAACAAUCAAAGACAAUCUUGAGGAAAACCAAAGAGGUACCAAAAGAAUCUGGGAUAGCAUGUUCGCUCUAUACAGCGAGAUAGAGAAAGGCAAGAAAGAAGAAGAUAAUGCAAGCCCUGGCCCAGACUAUAAAGGAGUAGGCUACUUUGGCGAAAAUGCUCAAGGUAUGAACGAUAAAAACAACUACAACAUCAUGGGGAUGCUCAAUGAUACUAGCGGCAAGCUAACUGACCUUGGUCCGAACAAAUCGAUCAACAAUGUUUAUUAUAUCAACUGUAAUAAUUUUAAGAGGGAAAAGAAAUCUAACCAGCGAGCUCUUUACUCAGAGAAUAACAUGAUGGCAAUAAAAGAAGAGCUUAAGGAGCACUCUAUCAAGAGAAAAGGUGUGAAAGGGAUGAGAUCCCCUUCACCUAGUAUCCCUGAUCUUGACUCGAGAAGCCUGGAUCUUAACCAUAGGCCUCCAUCUCCCUCAUUCUUAGGGAAUAGAGAUCUAUCAAGCGAUGCUAUGAGUGACUUUUCAGCUCCAAAUCCUAUUGAUUUGAGUUAUGGAGCUCAACUAAUGAUAAAAGGCGGAAUUCCUUCGAUACCAAGCUGAGACCUGGACCAGAUCCAAAGUAAUCCUGAGACUAGUGCAUUUCAAGCGAUGCCUAGUGGAACAAUGAAAAAUUUAAUCCCAGACGAUGGGAGUGCAAUAAAGAAUACCAAGGCAAGGAUCCUAUCACCAAACAACUUAGCUUGAGACAUCUCUAAAGACUUAGAAUCAGUCAGUGAUUUCUCUUCAAAGUAAUAACUUCUUCCUGAUUUUGA
Messenger RNA from Moneuplotes crassus, 1380 nucleotides. The record is from the annotation of a GenBank genome assembly. Lineage: Eukaryota; Ciliophora; Spirotrichea; Euplotida; Euplotidae.